Molecule: messenger RNA, 1993 nt
Organism: Vigna radiata var. radiata (mung bean)
Lineage: Eukaryota; Viridiplantae; Streptophyta; Magnoliopsida; Fabales; Fabaceae
Product: cyprosin
Exons: 14
Coding region: 165-1691 (508 amino acids)
Biological process (GO): lipid metabolic process; proteolysis
Molecular function (GO): aspartic-type endopeptidase activity
Source: RefSeq, a predicted model, not a curated record
AAUAUAUAAUUAUCACCCAAAAGAUUCCAAUCUUCUCCUCCUAGAGACCUUCCUCUCAGUGUAGGUAACUUGCUCUUUCAUCAACUCCUCUCUCUACUCUGCUUUGAACGGUAGUCAAGUACCACGAUAGUUGCCUGCAGUAGCUAAAAAGAUUCUCCUUGAAGAUGGGGAACACGUAUUUUAUGUUAACCUUUUGUUUGUGGGCUUUGACAUGCUCACUUCUUCCUUCUUUCUCGUGUGGACUUAUGAGAAUUGGUUUGAAGAAGAGAGAUGUAGAUCUUGAUAGUAUCAGAACAGCUAGAAUGCUACGAGGAAAACUAAGAUUAGGCAGACCUGUGUUGGGUGCAUAUGAUCAGUAUGUUGGCAAACCAACCGAUGAGGGCAUAGUACCUUUGAAGAAUUAUUUGGAUGCACAAUAUUAUGGAGAGAUUGGAAUUGGCACACCUCCGCAGAAAUUUAAUGUCAUAUUUGAUACUGGUAGUUCCAACCUAUGGGUUCCAUCAUCAAAGUGCUAUUUUUCUCUUGCCUGCUAUACCCAUAAAUGGUACAAGCCAAAGAAGUCCAAAACGUAUAUAAAAAAUGGAACAUCAUGUAAAAUAGCCUACGGAUCUGGAUCAAUAUCUGGUUUUUUCAGUACAGAUAAUGUUAAAGUUGGUGAUAUUGUUGUCAAGAAACAGGAUUUCAUUGAGGCAACUCGAGAAGGAAGUCUUUCCUUUCUGUUAGCGAAGUUUGAUGGAUUACUUGGGCUUGGGUUUCAGGAGAUCUCUGUUGGAAGUGCUGUGCCAGUAUGGUACAAUAUAGUGCAGCAAAAUCUUGUAAGUGAGCAGGUGUUCUCUUUUUGGCUCAAUGGCGAUCCAAAUUCAAAAGAGGGUGGAGAACUAGUUUUUGGAGGUGUUGAUCCAAAACACUUCAAGGGAAAUCACACUUAUGUCCCAGUCACCACAAAAGGCUACUGGCAGAUUGAAAUGGGAGAUUUUUUAAUCGGAGGUCUCUCAACAGGUGUCUGUGAGGGUGGCUGUGCUGCUAUUGUGGAUUCAGGAACAUCUUUGCUUGNUGGUCCAACUGCUGUUGUAACUGAAAUCAAUCAUGCAAUUGGAGCCGAAGGAGUUCUAAGCGUAGAAUGUAAGGAAGUUGUUUCUGAAUAUGGAGAAAUUUUAUGGGAUCUCUUGAUAUCAGGAGUACGACCUGAUGAUGUGUGCUCACAGGUUGGUUUAUGUUUUGCCCAAAAAGGUCAAUCAGAGAGUAAUGGAAUUGAGAUGGUGACUGAAAAGGAACAGAGAGAGUUGUCAGCUAAAGAUACUGCUCUGUGUGCUCCCUGUCAGAUGCUUGUGAUUUGGAUUCAGAAUCAACUAAAACAACAGAAGACAAAGGACACAGUUUUCAACUAUGUAAAUCAGCUGUGCGAGAGCUUGCCAAGUCCAAAUGGAGAGUCAGUAGUUAACUGUAAUGGCAUUUCUGGAUUACCAAACAUCACAUUUACUGUUGGAGACAAACCUUUCACCCUCACUCCUGAGCAGUAUAUUCUGAAAACUGGAGAAGGCAUUGCAGAAGUUUGCCUUAGUGGGUUUAUUGCUUUUGACAUUCCUCCUCCACGGGGUCCUCUUUGGAUUCUUGGAGAUGUUUUCAUGAGGGUGUAUCACACUGUCUUUGACUAUGGCAAUCUUCGAGUUGGUUUCGCCAAAGCUGCAUAAAAAGACAUGUAGGAUAUUAUGUUUCAGGACAUCUUUUAAUGAACUUGUUUAUGUGUUGUAAAUAAUCCUCAGUAACUAAUAUGGCACAGGUUCACGUUAUAGAUUUCAUGAAUGUACACACUAGUGAAACUACGCGCUUUCAAGUAUUGUGUAUUUGUACUUGAAGGGAUCAUUUUCAUUAAACACCACGUUGAACACUGGAUUAUAUAUUGUACCCUUAUUUUACUGUGCAAUGAAGAUAGCAAUGGAUUCUGUAGCCAAACAAACAACAUGAAUACAAAACAAGAAUGUUUUUUCAUUUA